AUGCUAAGGGACAUUUUCACAUCGGAGAAGGGAUCCGAAGGAUCGUCCUCAAGUAAUGCUGGUGCUUCUCGUUCUGGAAAUCCUUUGAGCGGAUUCAUCAAUCCAACAUUACAAAAUAUUCAAAAACAAGAGGAUUUUUAUUCCCAUAUACAACAGGGUUCAUCUUCGUUGCAGCAGAAUCAUCAUCAUGAAGCCUUUUCUCCUUUUCAAUAUAGUUCAACAACAAAUGGUAGAGUAUCGAGUGGGGAUUCGGCUACUCUUUCACCAAUGAGUAGAAUGAAGAUGAAGGAGAGAAGUGAGCGUAUCACUCGACACUUGUAUCCCGAUAUGAAUGAACAAACAAAUCAAUUGAAUCAAAGGUUCGGAGCGAUGAAUAUUGGAGGCUCAAGUAGCAGCAAUAAUUAUUCGGGUAGUUCUUCCAUGUUUUCAUCUAGCAAUAUGGGAGAUAUGGGCGAAGAGAAUGCUGGAAUGUUUUUACAGAAUCAUUCGUUAGAUUCGUAUUUAAAUAUGUUGCAACAGCAAGUACAAUCCAUCGGAGAACAUAUUAAUCAAGAACAAGGAGUGGCUACUCAAUUACAUGAACCCUAUAUUUUCCUAACCUCACAAACAACAAAUCCCUAUUUGCAACAUCAGGACCAUCAAUAUCAAAAUUUGUAUGAACUAGCAAAAAGAUUGUUAUCCCAAGAAAAUCAACAAAACGCAACAACAACCAAUACGGAACAAGCAAUUCUUGCUUUGGAGGCUCAAGUGAUUUUAGAGCCACAUCAUGCAGAUGCUUGGUAUGCUUUGGGACAAUGUCAUGCAGAGUGUGAUGACGAUGCAAGAGCAAUUGCUUGCUAUGCAGAGGCCUUUAAGCAGGAUAAUAAUCACUUGGAUGCACUCGUUGAUUUGGGUGUGUCCAAUGCUAAUGAGCUUCAAAAACAUGUAUCGUUGAUGUAUUUGAAACGUUGGAUCACGUCACAUCCAAUUUACGCCAGCGUAAUUGGAGAUUUAUUGAAAGAAAUAGAAAUGGAUGAUCAUGUAUCUGCUACAAUGGUUGACUUUUAUCAAGUACAUAGCAAAGUGAGAAAAUUAUUUGAGAAAGCUGUGGCUGAAUCACCAACAAAGGAUGCCAAACUUUAUACUGCAUUGGGCGUACUGUACCAUCUUGUAAAUGAUUACGAAAAUGCUAUUCAACAAUUCAAAAUGGCGUGUCAAACAGACCCUACAAACCAUAGCUUAUGGAACAAGUUAGGAGCUACUCAUGCCAACGCCAAAAAACCAGAAUUAGCCAUUGAAUGCUACAGAAGAGCUCUCAACUUGAAACCAGACUAUGUUCGAGCUUGGGUCAACCUUGGUAUUUCCCACAGCAACCGAGCCGAAUAUGAAACUGCAGCCAAGUUUUAUUUGAGAAGUUUGAAACUAUGCCCUCGAAAUAACCAUGUUUGGUAUUAUUUGAGCUAUGACUUUAGUUGUCUCCAACGAAAAGAUCUUGUUGAGAAAUGCAAACGCAGAAAUGUUGAUCUUUUCAAAUCAGAUUUUCAAUUUUAA
Messenger RNA from Naegleria lovaniensis, 1530 nucleotides. Its product is annotated as Peroxin 5 (Pex5), putative. The record is from RefSeq and is a predicted model, not a curated record. Bases 1 to 1530 code for a protein of 509 amino acids. Lineage: Eukaryota; Heterolobosea; Eutetramitea; Acrasida; Naegleriidae. The transcript has a single exon. Gene Ontology annotation, molecular function: protein binding. Gene Ontology annotation, biological process: protein import into peroxisome matrix, docking. Gene Ontology annotation, cellular component: peroxisomal membrane; cytosol.